UGUUGAUAAGAAUGAUAAGACGAACUCAACAGUUAUGUUCUGCUGAACGCGACCCUUUGUCUCUUUUUGUUUCUCUCGUUUUUGACAAAACUGGCGGACCAAUCAAAACUGGCUGUCUUAGAAAGACUUUUCUCGAAUCUCGAAUCUCGAAUCUCGAAUCUCGAUCAUACGAAACAAAGGAAAUGUUCAGUCACUUCAGUCGGUCCUAACCGGAUGGCGGAUGCGUAUUGCGUCAGUCACAUGGUUGUUUCGUUCUUCAAUCCGACUGAAAAUUUGCGAAUAUGUUAGGCGUGAACGGCGUGACUACUGGCGUGAGCGUUUAUUCAGAUUCUCAGGAAUCUGCAUUGAUAGACGAAGAAACUUUCAAAGAUAUAGAGACAUCCUUCGGAGGUACUCUGCCAGUAGUACCGGAAAAUAUACACGAAUUAGAAGUCAUGGAAGAGAAACCUGACACAUUCGCCAUGUCUGCAAACGUCUCUGUGGCUGUGGAAAAGAAAUUGAAAAGAAAGAUGGAAAUAGAAGAUGAUGAUAGAGAACAUUACUACCCAGAGUACCCAGCUUUAUACAACGAUUAUUUGGGUUGUCCAUUGAAUUUCCAGUUCACCUUUGGUGAUAGCAAUGGACAGGAUUGGGUGUACUCUGAGGUAUUGAAAAAAUUAUAUAUCAAAAUGGAAAAGGUACUACCUUUACGAUUUACGUGGGAGCCAGCUAUGCCCGGUUUACUCUUACGUACAGAAUUAGUUUUUCUGUUGGACGAACAUAAAAGUGAUCCAGUAAAACGAUGCUACAAUCACGCAGCAAUAACCAACCACGUUAAUCAAACUAUGGAACAAGGCAGAAUUAAACAUGUAGUCCAUUGCGUUAAUCAUGCUUCAAGUAUCUACAAAGAGAAAGAUGGAUAUCUUUCUAUUUUAACACCGCUUUGUACACCCGAAGCUGGCUCGCAGUAUGUGCCAAUGUGCUUCAAGUUUUUUUGCAAAAAUAGCUGUCCAUCCGGUAUGAAUCGUAGAGCUACAGAGCUUGUAUUCACUUUAGAAAAUGAACAGAAUCGAACUUUAGCUCGUCGAACAAUAGUAAUAAGAAUUUGUAGUUGUCCGAAACGAGACAAACAAAAGGAUGAGGCGGAAUAUGGUGAAGACCCACUGUCAUCCGUUAAACGAAAGAUUUUAACACCGAAUAAAAAGAUGUCUUAUGACAAGCAUGUUUAUAAAGUCGAACUAAAUAUCGUUGGAAAAGAGAAUUAUUUAGCGGUUUAUAAUUAUGCGUAUGACAUUAUGGCCGGUCAAGCUGCGAAAACCGGUCAACAUGACGUUUUUAAACCAUAUAUGGAUGCCAUAUUAAAUCAAAUACCAUAAGAUGAUUAAUAUGAAAACCAU
Temnothorax curvispinosus is the source of this 1376-nucleotide messenger RNA. RefSeq names its product tumor protein p73 (gene p53). The record is from RefSeq and is a predicted model, not a curated record. Lineage: Eukaryota; Metazoa; Arthropoda; Insecta; Hymenoptera; Formicidae. Bases 282 to 1355 code for a protein of 357 amino acids. Gene Ontology annotation, cellular component: nucleus. Gene Ontology annotation, molecular function: DNA-binding transcription factor activity, RNA polymerase II-specific; RNA polymerase II cis-regulatory region sequence-specific DNA binding. The transcript is spliced from 3 exons. Gene Ontology annotation, biological process: apoptotic process; regulation of transcription by RNA polymerase II.